AUUUAAGUAUGAAAACAAAGUACAUACAUAAUAAAAUUAUAUAUAAUUAUUAGUUUCUACGUAUAGACCACGUAAUUUUAUUACUGCGAAGCUUCCAGACUUCAUCAGUAAACUGAAAAAACAGUAAUCAAUUUAAAGAGAGAAAUCUCCUGAUUUUAAAGUUCUUUUCAAGUUAUUUUACCUCAAGAGAAUUUUACAACUUUUCCCUUAUAAAUUAGGAGAAAGCAUUAGAUGAAAAUUAGAAAUGUUUCUGAAACAUAUUCUUAUAACUGGAAUGAUUAUCGCAGCUGAAUACUGAAUACUCGAAAUUGCAAGUAUUCGACCUUCCUCUAGGGAUUUCAAGCAAUGUUAAGAAGGAAACGUUGUGUUAUAAAUAUGUGAUUACGUUGAUUAUAAAAUUUUUUUACGAUUUAUUUUUUUGUAUCGCCGAGGAGAUUAAGAACUUUUUCUCAGUAACUCAGCUAUAUCCAAUUACCUGCUAUAUCUGACACUCACAGAGGAGGCGUACUGAUAAUUUGGUGGCCUAAUUGCAGGUGGCCUACAUGCAGGGUGCCUCUGGAAACCAAUAAAACCAGUCAUUGUUAAGAUUUGAAUGAAUGCCCUGUUCGCGAAUUUUUGUCCGUGGGGAUUUAAGGCAACUUUCAAGAUGCUAAAUAUGAAAAAUUUUAAAUUUGUUAGAGUAAGGGGCAUGCCCAAGAGGGCCAUGAGACAUGAAUUUAAAUAUUGUUAUCCAUAAUUGUAUACUAUUAUUAAUAAAAACACUGUGAGUCCCAACAUGGUGCUUAGGCAUUCAAACUCUAUUACAGUAGUUCUCGUUUUUUCUGAGUCACCCUGUACAUUUUCACUAUGGUGGACUAUGAAGUCGUUUCCACACGACCAACCAGCUCGUACAAAACAUGGCCAACCGCUCAAGAAGGCAACACUUUCUCAUAUAAAGCUGUUUCUUUAUGCAUGUCCAUGGCCGAUGCCUGCUUAGAAGUCUUCAAAUGGCAAAAAUGUUUCGAAGGGACACGAGGUUGCACGGUACGGAAGCAAGCUCUUAUCCCCUGAUCUGAGCCCGCCAUUAAUAUUUAAUACUCCGAUAGUUCAUUCUAAAUAUUUCACCUCUUCUUGUCAUGAUAUUGUGUUAACAUAUCAUAUGACACUGUAUACAUUGUGUUGCACGCGCGGGGUGCCGAGAACUGCCUGAAAUUGAUAGAGGGUUAUAUAAAUUAUCAGCAAAUUCCUUGCAAAGCCAGUGUAAAUAAACACGGCUGAAAAAUGGCGGAAAAUUCCGAAAUGCCGGCGUUGCUUCGACCAUCAGCUCAAGUCGCAAGGAAAAGGCAAAAUGAUUUGCCUAUUGUUCUGAGAAAAUUGAGGCUAAAUACUCCAGAAUGGGUGCGAGAGGCUUUGGCUGAAUUCAUGGGAACCUUCAUACUUUUGGUAUACGGCAAUGCCUCAGUGGCUCAAUCUGUUUUAAGUGAAGGUGAAGCUGGUGAAUUCCUAUCAGUCAAUUUCUCUUGGGGAAUGGCCGUGACGAUGGGCGUCUACUGGGCCGGAUCAAUAUCAGGUGCUCAUAUCAAUCCUGCGGUGACCUUAGCGUUUGCCUCCGUUCAAAGGUUUCCUCUCUGGAAAGUUCCGAUCUACAUAAUAUCACAGAUGCUGGGAGGAAUUAUAUCUGCCGCGUUUGUCUACGCUAUAUACUUUGAUGCAAUUGAACAUUUUGAUGGUGGGACUCGACAAGUUCUUGGAAGUAAAGGAACAGCGGGAAUUUUUGCAACGUAUCCGAAAGAUUUUGUCACCAACAUGACUGGCUUUUGGGACCAGUUCUUCAGUACUGCAAUGCUAGUGGCGCUACUAUUUGCAUUAAUCGACAAAAAGAAUGGCAGUAAACCGAACUCAGGUCUGGCUCCACUCAUUAUCGGUUUUAUCGUAUUUUUGAUCGGAAUGACAUUUGGAUUUAACUGUGGUUACGCAAUUAACCCGGCCAGGGAUCUGGGACCUAGGAUAUUCACUGCUAUGGCUGGAUGGGGAAGUGAAGUAUUCACGGCACAUAAUCAUUGGGCGUGGAUUCCACCAAUAGCGUGCAGUCUGGGAGGAAUUGUUGGAGCCUAUCUUUAUAUUUUCACUGUGGAAAUUCAUCGGAAGCCAGAGGUGGAAAUUACUGACGAUCAUGCAGAUACGAAAAACGAAAGGAUUGCUAUGGAAGCCAAUCAGAACUGAGAACUCCUCCUCAGACAUGCACAUAUUGUAUUGUAGACAAGAGGAAUGGAUAUACAUUUAUUUCAAGCUUUGUAAAUUAUAGUUAGUGUUAACUUUGAUAUCGUGUAUUUUCAUAAACGAAUCACAAGCCUACGAUAAUUGCGUCAAUUAUAUAAAUCUAAUGGUGAUCUAUUGUUGAUUUCAACUCAUUUACGUGAAGAAUCUAAUGCUAAUUUAUAUGUUAUAUGUUUUAGUAAUUUCGGGCAUUAAAAUUAUUCAAAAUUAUAAUCAUGUGUCAUAUCAAAAUACAACAUAUUAUGUAAAAUCACCUCGCUAUUCUUAAUGAUGUGAUAUAUACUAUUUGCAUUUAUACAUUAUUUGACUUUUGU
Molecule: messenger RNA, 2570 nt
Organism: Dendronephthya gigantea
Lineage: Eukaryota; Metazoa; Cnidaria; Anthozoa; Malacalcyonacea; Nephtheidae
Product: aquaporin-3-like
Exons: 8
Coding region: 1261-2202 (313 amino acids)
Biological process (GO): water transport; glycerol transmembrane transport
Cellular component (GO): plasma membrane; basolateral plasma membrane
Molecular function (GO): glycerol channel activity; water channel activity
Source: RefSeq, a predicted model, not a curated record